Messenger RNA from Mytilus californianus (California mussel), 4239 nucleotides. RefSeq lists its product as uncharacterized. The record is from RefSeq and is a predicted model, not a curated record. NCBI's taxonomy places the organism in Eukaryota, Metazoa, Mollusca, Bivalvia, Mytilida, Mytilidae. The transcript has 2 exons. Bases 2226 to 3194 code for a protein of 322 amino acids.
AAAAGAAUAUGUGGUAAAGGAAUAGAUUCACAAUAUUGUUUAAAAAUUCAAACUCGGAAUUACAGUACUGUUUUUCCAGAUUAAUAUUUUCCUAUUUUUAUAUAUUGAACAAAAAAUAAUUUGUGUAACUAUGUUGUCAUGUGGACUCUAUAGUUUUUUCUGCUGACUCACAAAAAGUAUCUUGGAAAUUAUUUUUUGGUUUUUCAAAUCUUUUUUUUAUUUGGAAAUAUUGGCUGCAUGCUCUCACCAAAAUUAACUUUUGUUAGAUUAUGUAUCAUGCCCUUAUGCAUCUUCAGAUCACAAUGUUAUAUCAAGAAACAGCAGCCAAAGCUUCAAAAAGGAAGUGGCCCAUUUAAAUGGAUAAAGGGAGAUAUUCUCAGAUUUGGAAAUACUACGAAAAAUUGGAGAGCAACUACUCCUUAAAAAUCAGAAAGGUCUGAUUUACUCAAUAUACAACCAGACAGACAUGUACACCAUACAAUCAUUCCAAACACCAAAAAUAGUUACCCUAGUGCUUAUAGUAUCUAAGAAACACAAAUAAAAGGCAAAAUUAGUAUUGACCAUUGAACCAUGAUAAUAAAAAUCAAGGUCAGAUGAACCCUGCCAGAUAGACAUGUACACCUUACAAUUAGUCCAGACGCAAAGUAUAGUUGAACUAUUGUUCAACUAUACUUUGAACUAUAUAUUGAACUAUAUAUUGAACUACUCAUGCAUUUGAACUAUUAUUUUAUGUUUCUUUAGUCACUCUGUAAUGUUUAUGUCAUGUUGUUAUUAAUGUUAUGCUCUUAAUGGGCCCUUUAAUUUGGAAAUAAAAAUAUUGUAUUGUAUAGUAUCUGAGAAAUGGAGCUAACCUUUAAAACUUAACAUUGACCAAUGAACCUAGAAAAUGAAGUCAAGGUCAGAUGAAACCUACCCAUCAGACAUGUUCACCUGACAAUCAAAUUGAAUCAAUCCAUACACCAAAUAUAGUUGAACUAUUGCUUUCAGUAUCGAAGAUACAGACUUGACAUGAAAACUUAAUCUUGAUCAAUGAUACAUGAAAUGUGGUCAAGGCUAAGUGAACCCUGUCUGGUGUCACAGGGUGACUUUGUUUACUCACAUAUAUGUUGUUAUUUUGGUUGUUAAUUCUAUUUCGAUUUGCAGAACGUCAGUAUCUUAUAAAUGCUAUAUUCUGCAGACUUCGGUGUAUAAUACAUGUCCACAUUUUACAUCUAAUUAAUUAAGUAGUGUCCACUAUUUACUUGGGCAUUUACCUGUAAACUUGUCGAACGGGUUGAGUAACAGUGAUACCUGUAUUUGAUGAGCUGACUAUUCACUCUCAGGUAACACCUUAACGAGUCAAGGUGUGGUCAGAAAUGUUUGUAUAAAGUUAGUUUACAAUGUGGCGUGGACACACACACUGGAUUUCUGAGGUCCCAGUUUGCGGGCUAGGUGUAUGUAGUUUUGUAUAGUAAAGUAUGGAGAUAAAGUACAGAUGGUGGUGAAACCUGUUGACAGUGCGGCGUUCCGUGUUUAUCAUCAAUAGUUUGGCAACAUAGAAUAUUUGGAGUCGAGUCUAGACAAUAGGGCAGCCGUAAUGUGUACACCGCUUAUGUUGGGCCAGUUUUGUGUAGUUACCGAAAACCAAAUACGUAAAAUUCCGUAGUAUCGUUUAUCCAGAUUUCAUAGUUUAAUAUAAAGAAGAAGGAACAGUUCAUUAAACAUUUGACAGUAUUAUUUCAUUUGAUUUCAUCUAUUUAUAUUUGUAAAUUUGUACCUAAUUAAAUUGUUAUUUUGUUUAAAGUAGUAGUCAUUUAUUAUCUGUAAGUACAAACUCCUAAGUCAGCUCUCGUCUAUCCGUGACAAUUGGUGUCAGAAGUGGGAUUUGUUUAAAAGGCUUAGAGAGUUUUCAUUAAAUUUAAAUUUUCAAUCUUAUGUAUUUUUGAUUGUAUUUUUUUUUCACCAUGUAUUUUUCCAUUUGUAUUGUUUUAUUAUAUGUUUGAAUUGUAUAGCUUCAGGUGUUUGUGAGGAGAACUGAAUAUUUGGGACCCAGAUUUCACAGUUGUGUCUAUGUUGGUUCGUGCCUUGGAGGUUUGGUGUUGUUUCUGCUCUACAUUGUAAACUGUGAGUAUCGGUACUUACAUAUAUUUAGUAAUUGAUUGUAGUACACUGAGGGUUGCAGUAGGUACAUUGAGUGCUGGCGUUUUGUUUUUUGAAAUUGGUGUUUGGUUUGUUGACUGUUCAAGAUGGAACAGAUUCAACAGAUUAGAGAUUUGGGUACUUCAUUAGGGUAUGAAGAUGAUGAGUUGAGAAGGUUUGUUAAAGAUCAGCAGGAUAGGGUCCUAGAUGAAAGGGCUGCUUUAAGGCAAGAACAGAAAGACGAACGAGAUAGAAAAGCAGCUAUAGAAAAAGUUUUGAUUGAGAAAGCUAAGGUUGAGAAUGAAUUGGAACUACAAAAGUUGACGCAUAGUCAGAAAAUGGAAGAGUUAAGUAAACAAGCUGAGUUACCACAAUUAGUAAGUACAGGGGGGUCACAUGAUACAGUUCGUGGACCUAAAAUUCCAGCUUUUGAAGAAGGUAAGGAUGAGAUAGAUAGUUAUCUUAGGAGAUUUGAGCGUUAUGCUACUGCUCAAAAGUGGAAACCUGAUAUUUGGGCCACUCAUCUUAGUGCGUUAUUGAAGGGCAAGGCUCUUGAUGUAUAUGCACUUAUGCCGGUUGAUAAAGCUCUUGAUUAUCCAGCUUUGAAAGAUGCUCUACUAAAAAGGUAUGAUAUGACUGAAGAAGGAUUUAAACGUAGAUUUAGAAGUUGUAGACCAGAGCCAGGUGAGACUUUUAUACAGUUUUCUGUUAGGUUAGAUAGCUAUUUUAAGCGUUGGAUUGAUAUGGCACAUACAGAUACUACUUAUAUAAGUUUGUAUGACUUGAUUAUACGGGAUCAGUUUCUACAUAUAUGUUCGAAGGACUUGUCUUUGUUUUUAAAAGAGAGAAUACCAGAUUCUUUAGAGAAAAUGGUAGCUUUAGCUGAUCAGUAUCGUGAGGAAAGACAAACAAGUGCUUCCAAUCUUAUAGAUAAAGGUAAUCAGUCAAACACAUCUUCAGUAAGAAACCAAAGUGGUUCGAAACCAGUUGAUUAUAGUACAAAGAAAGAACAGAGAAGUAUAAAACCAACAGAACGUACUUCAUUUGUACCUAAUAGGGACAGAAAGGUGUGGUAAGAAUGGACAUAUUGCAACGGAUUGUAGAGUUAAUCUACAAAAGACCAACAGUGGAUCGUCAGACGAUAGAAAGAAUUUUAAAGGUAAAGUAUGUAAUACCUGUACUAUACCUACAGAUUCUAUAGUAGAUGCUAUUCCUACUGGUUGUACAAGUACACUUCCGUUGUCUUGUCAGUCAACCGCAAAUGUAAGUAUGCCUGUAAGUUCAGGUUAUGUUGAUGGUAAACCAGUCACGGUUUUACGAGAUACUGGUUGCAGUGGUAUUGUGGUUAAACGUGAUAUGGUUGGCAAUGAGUCAUUAACGGGUGGAAAACAGGUAUGUAUUUUGGCAGAUGGAACCAGAGUUGAAGUGCCAAUAGCUAGAAUUGAUAUAGAUACACCAUAUUUACAGGGAGAAUUUGAAGGAUGGUGUAUGGCUAAUCCUGUGUAUGACUUGAUAAUUGGUAAUGUAGAGGACGCUAGAGAACCAGGAAAGCCUGAUCCUUUGUGGCAACAAACGGGAGCUGUUGAGACAAGAGAACAGGUAAGAAACAAAAGUAAGCCGUUUGUGCAACUGAAGGUAAAAGAUAUCAUCACAGAUGAGGUAAAUCCAAAUGUAAUCAAGAAAGCUCAACUAGAAGAUACAACGUUGGAUAAAAUAAGAAGGUAUGUAUUAACGGGUGAUACAGUUACACGGAAGAAUGGAAAAGUAAAGUGGAUUUUAAAAAGAGGUAUGAUAUACAGACAGUUUUCGUCGUCAAAACCUGAUAGGGUAAGUUGUACUCAGUUAGUAGUUCCGAAGUUUCAUCGCGAGACAGUGACGAGAGUAGCACAUGAGUCGAUUAUGUCAGGUCACAUGGGUACACAGCGUACACUUGAUAGAGUAUUAUCAGCUUUUUAUUGGCCAGGUGUUUCGGCGGAUGUUAAGCGAUUUUGUCAGUCUUGUGACAUAUGCCAGCGUACAGUUCCUAAAGGAAAAAUAGGUAAGGUACCUUUACAGUCUAUGCCGUUGAUAGAUGAGCCGUUUAAACGCGUAGCAGUUGAUCUCAUUGGACCUCUUUUUCCU